This is a messenger RNA of Platichthys flesus (European flounder), 1953 nucleotides long. Its product is annotated as sacsin-like. Lineage: Eukaryota; Metazoa; Chordata; Actinopteri; Pleuronectiformes; Pleuronectidae. The coding region runs from base 145 to 1953 and encodes 602 amino acids. The transcript has 6 exons. The record is from RefSeq and is a predicted model, not a curated record.
ACGUCUCGUCACGUUGGGGCAGGACAUCGUCAGUCUUUAUAGUCUCAUGAUGAGACUCCAUUCAGUCAGUCAGUGAACAUCCCAGCAGCUGCAGACCUGAGACAACCCGGCGACCCACAUGUCUGAGCACCCAACACAGGCAGGAUGAGUCAGAAGACAAAGAAAAAAGCUCGAACGUCGUUCGGGGCAACAGCUCCACCCUUCAUUGACUACCUGAAAGAUAUUCUACGUCGAUACCCAGACGGUGGACAGAUUCUGAAGGAGCUGAUUCAAAAUGCAGAUGAUGGUCAAGCCACAGAAGUGGUUUUCAUCCACGAUGAAAGAAGCUAUGGGACUAAGAGCCUGUGGACUGAUGAACUGGAAAAAUACCAAGGUCCCGCUCUCUAUGCAUACAACAAUGCUGCAUUCACUGAUGAUGACUGGGAAGCUAUUCAGAGGGCAGGAAGGAGUGACAAGCGCAAUGACCCAAACAAAGUCGGGAGGUUUGGAAUCGGCUUCAACUCUGUCUACCACAUAACAGAUGUGCCGAGUAUAUUCAGCUCAGCACACCUUGGCUUGUUGGACCCCCAAGAAAAGAUAUUUGGAGACAGAAAUGGAGGUUAUCUGUGGUCUUUGGAUGAUCCUGAACACCAAGAAGCUCUGACAUUCAUGCAUGAUCAGUUCCAACCCUUUCGAGAUAUAGUUUCACUUGUGAGCGAACAAGAGUGGGCAAAAGUCAUCAUGGAGGAUCAGCGCUUUGACGGCACAAUUUUCAGAUUCCCUUUGCGCAACGAGACAUCAGAAAUUUCAGAUAAUCUGUAUGACUCCGACAAGGUGGUUGAGCUUUUCGACAGCUUCAUUGCAGAUGCGGAACAGAGCCUCCUGUUCCUCAAAAAUGUGACUUCUGUGUCACUGAUACAUAUUGACGUACAUGGCACUGUGAACACCAGACUUAAGGUGAUAUCCUCAGUGAACACGCAUGUCGUUUUGAAGUCAGAAGACGAGUCAGUCAUUGACAGUUUAACAAGGUUCAAACUGAUCACCAUCCACGCAGACGCCCACAGAGAAACAAAGUGGCUUGUGACAACAUGUACCAUGAAGGAAGGCAUUGUAGACAAUCUAGAUGCACUCGCAGAAAAGUUGAAAUUUUUGCCACAAGUUGACUUGGCCUUCCCUUGUGGAGAGCGAACAGACAGCAGCGAAGGUCGACUGAGCUGCUUUCUCCCCCUCCCAAACAAUGAGUCCAACAAAACAGGACUCCCGGUUAAUGUCAACGCAUGCUUUGGUCUCACAGACAACAGAAGACACAUCAAGUGGGAAGAGGAAGACCAGAGACAUGAUGAACAUGCCAUGUGGAAUGAACUGCUAAUGAAGGAGGUGCUCCCUCAUGCAUACCUCACGAUCAUUCAAGAUGCUAUCAAACUUGCCCAGCAGGCUGUUCUGCCUGUCUGUUCUGUGUACGAUUUGUGGCCAGAUAUCGCCAAGAUAGAGCACAAAGAAAAAUGGGGUGCUGUUGGUCUGAAUGUUCUCAGUCACUUUUUCUCACAGGAUGUGGCUCUCCUCUCUCUAGCAAAAGAUGGACGGCAAUUCAUCACUCUAUCAGAAGCUGUGUUCCCCUGUAAUGCUCCAACAAGCUCUGAAAUACUGGCCGCCAUUAAAAACACGUUGGUUUCCUGUGGAGAAAAUCUUGUCACAUUACCGGGACCUGUUGCAAGAGCCAUACGUGAGGCCUGUCCUGUCAGCAGCCUGACAUACGUGACGCCAGCUUUCUUGAGGGACAUUCUCCGCAACCCUGAUGCGCUUAACAUCCCUAAAGACGACAAACUAUGUCUUUUGGAGUUCAUAUUGAGUGAUGGAGAAUACAGAGAACUUGAGGGUCUUCAGCUGCUACCACUCAAUGAUGGCUCUUUCAGAUCUUUCACAGACCGAGAGGAGGACGCUGCUUUGAUGGACAGCGAGGAAUUUCCCAGGUAA